CAAAUCAUGAGCACUUACUCAUUUUCCUAAAAAUAGAAAAUUUACUAUAAAUUUAUAAAGAAUCUGCGUUCAUUGACAUAUUAGAGUUAAUCGUUCGACAAGGACACAGAGUAACUGUUCCUCGACUAUUUUUGAAUACGAGGGUCUACCUGUUUGCCAUGUCUGGUGAACAGAAGACCGUAAUACAGGGAGGCGCAGCAAAAUAUGUCAAAUUGAAUGUGGGCGGGUCCCUUCAUUACACCACAAUAGGGACCCUGACAAAACAAGAUACAAUGCUAAGGGCAAUGUUUAGUGGCAGGAUGGAGGUACUCACAGACUCUGAAGGUUGGAUUCUCAUAGACAGGUGUGGCAAACAUUUUGGGACAAUAUUAAACUAUUUACGAGACGGUUCAGUCUCUUUACCAGAAGCUAGGCGGGAAUUAGGUGAACUGUUAUCAGAAUGCAAGUAUUAUCUAGUCUCAGAUCUUGUACAAAUAGUUGACUCAGCACUGAAGAAAAAGAUUGAGGAUCAAGAUCCAAUAUGUAAGGUGCCCCUUAUUACAUCUGCCAAAGAAGAACAGGCCUUGCUGCACAAGACAAAUAAACCUGUUGUAAAACUACUGUGCAAUCGCCAUAACAACAAGUACUCAUACACAAAUAACUCAGAUGACAACAUAUUAAGGAACAUUGAGUUAUUUGACAAGCUUUCACUCCGGUUUUACGGUCGUGUAUUAUUUAUCAAAGAUGUUAUUGGAAGCCAAGAGAUCUGUUGCUGGUCAUAUUACGCUCAUGGUCAAAAGAUGGCGGAGGUCUGCUGUACUUCUAUAGUGUAUGGCACUGACAAGAAACACACAAAGGUUGAGUUUCCAGAGGCAAGAAUCUAUGAAGAGACAUUGAACAUUCUCCUCUAUGAGGACAGAAAUAAAGGCCCUGAUGCAGAACUGAUGCAGGCCACCAGGGGGUACCCACCUAAAGGUGGCACUGCUAGCGACGAAGAAGAGGAAAUGGAAAGACAUGAAAGAGAUAAAUUAAGGCGGAAAUAAUGAAUGAAGAUUUAUUGAAAGAAAUCAACAUUUGGAAAUAACUGCAGUCUGUAGUUUUGAAAUCAUAAAUGGCCAGAAUUUGUCGUUUGAUUAAAAGCUUUAGAAGCAUCACAUUAACAAAAAAUCUGGUGAACACCCUGUUUUGACAGAAAUUAUCACCAGGAAAUGAAAUUAAUUUUGCAUUUCUGAUAUUUUGAAACAAUAUUUUUGUCUCUUUGGAGUGUGUAAUGUUUUUGACAUCUAACAA
Messenger RNA from Owenia fusiformis, 1269 nucleotides. NCBI's taxonomy places the organism in Eukaryota, Metazoa, Annelida, Polychaeta, Sabellida, Oweniidae. The record is from the annotation of a GenBank genome assembly.